CGGUCACACUGCGCCCCUCAACUCAAUUAGUAUUUACAUUUUCCAAUUGGAACACUGAUAAAAAGUGAAUAAAAUUGUUGCAUCGCAGGCGUAACUGGGAUCAAAUGGACUCAGCACAGGAAGACGGGUCUGGCACGGAUAUAUUUCUGGUCACGGCGAACGUUGGCAGCCUCUUCGAGGACCCGGAGAGACUUUUACAACUAUGGCUUCACGAAUUUCUUGCGAAGAUAUCGCAGGUCGCGCCCAAAUUCCUGGCCCUGCAUCUGCAGGAAGUGGGCGGGAAGACCUAUGAAAAGUCCAUGGAGUACGUCCAGGAGUUCAUCCGGUGCCUCUGCGAUGCCCCCGAAUUGGCAGACUUCACCUGCGUACACAUUUUCAUGGACGAGGACUUCAAGUCGGCCGAGCAUUUCACGGCUCUUGGAAGUCUUUACUUCGUCCACCAGGAUGUUGCGUCCCUAAAAAUAUGGAACUUCUUAACCCACAGUUGGGAGGAAAGUCUUCAAGAUAUUAAAGAUAAACAUAUCUAUUCCGGAAACAUUGAAACUAUUGCCACCAAGGAGAAGUCUAAAUUCCCACAGCAUUUUUUCCCGGAAUGCAAAUGGUCUCGUAAGGGUUUUAUGCGAACAAGAUGGGAAAUCAAUGGCACAGUGAUCGAUCUAGUCAACAUACACUUAUUCCACGAUGCUUCCAAUUUGGCUGCAUGCGAAAAUUUCCCCUCCGUUUAUUGUAAGACGCGGAGAAGAGCCUUAGUUCAUACCAUUGAAAGGUUCCAUUUGGACGAGCAGAAUGGCACGGUGCCAUUUUUCCUCUUUGGGGAUUUUAAUUUUAGAUGUGACACUGAAGGCGUUGUGAAAGAACUAACUGAAAACUUGACCGCUCAUCGCGUUCAAAAUGUCAAGAACGAGAACGAUAAGAUCCAUUAUCGCAACUCAACUGGAAAUAACGUACUUACCGUUGGAAAAAAAGAAUUUAGUCAUGCCGACCAUCAACUUAAGUUUAAAGAAGACUGGCUUAAGAAGUUUGAUAGAGAGUUGGAGCCACUUAAAGACGUUCUAGUCGAAUAUCCCAUUAAGUUCGUUCCGUCGUAUCCGUUUGAAGAAGAUCCUGAGAUGCCCACCGACUAUAUGUCCACUCGCUGUCCAGCUUGGUGCGAUAGGAUUCUGAUGAGCCCCCAAGUCCAUGAGAUUAUUCGUAGCGAUGAUUGGAAAUACGGAAUGAUUGGGGAAGCUGUUUGCAUGGGUGACCAUAAGCCUGUUUACUUAACUGUCCGUCUUAAACCAAACAAAGGUACUUAUAGAUCUUGUGAUUGCAACUACACGAAUACUUACGCCAAACCCAACAACAUCUCAACAUCACCCGUGCCCGCUGUCAAACUGAAAUACUGUCCCUAUUCUAAUAAGCUCUUUGAGGAUAUAGCAACUAGUUCAAAGUUGAUCGACGAAACGGAGGCUCGCAAUAUGUACAAUUCAUUGAAAAUUAGUCAAGACGACGAGGCGGGCAAAACGGCUUCCUCGAACUUCCCAAACAUUAGUAUUAACAUAAUCGACUCCGAUAAUAUCUGCAUGUGCUUGUGCGCCCACCUUUCCAGCAAUAGUCUGCUGCAGUUCGACGAUAGCAGUCGAACCGGCGAGGCCAUUUGCCCGAUGUGCCGGAACAUUAUCAAAAGGCAGCCCGUGGCACACCGGUAUAAGUUGCUGUCCAAGCGCUUGAUGCUGACGCAAGACAUUAUAAUCAACCGCAUAGAUACGCAACACUUGAGCACCGACACCGAGCGGCUGUACGAAGAUCCCUAUACGCCGGAGAGUACAGAGUCUCACUCGCCGUAUCCGGAGGUCACCAGUUCGUGCACCUCCACCUCGAGCAGUUCGCGGAGUCCGCUGGAACGGCGUUUGGCACCGGAUAGAAUAUCGGAGGGCCAGGCUUGUGAAUCAGAUUUAUCGACCUGCCGCGAGGCGGGAAAUCCCGCAGAGGAGAAUACCCCUAGGGGCACCGUGACCCCGGGCCAGCUGAAGUCUCGGCUGGAGAACCUAAAGCGCUUAUCCCUCAAAGACGAGGAAAAGGACAAGGACACAGUUGAUGAGGCAGCGGAUGAUGUUGUUGAUCAAGUUGAAGCCGUUUGCCCCCCAAUUGCUGAUCCAACGCGGCCAAAACGCAGCUCUAGUGUUAUUAAUAUGUGUUGUACUAUCAACUAAUUUCAGUCUUUUGUUAUUUUGAUUUAUAUCUCGUUGUUAAGAAAAGUAUUUAAAGUCCUGCGAUUAAAGUACCGCUUGGUAGUACGCUAUGCAUUAUUUUAUACGUACAUAUAUUAUUUUACGACUAAUAUAUUUUUAAGAACAUUUUAAAGUUUCCUUUCUGUCUGCAUGUGCGGAUUUACCAAAAAAAUUAACGGCUAUGUUAUUGUUGAUUACAUACAUCGCUUAUUAUUUUUUACGUUACUUUAAGUAUCUGAAAUCUCUAAUCUCUGUAUUCUUGAAAGUCAUACAUAUUCGUACAAAACUUAAAAUCUAAAAAUCACAUGGUAAUUUAUAUACUUACUUUGACCUACGCUUAAAGCUUAAAACUUUAAUUAAACUUUGUUUUAAGUUA
This is a messenger RNA of Drosophila ficusphila, 2586 nucleotides long. RefSeq names its product inositol polyphosphate-5-phosphatase A (gene 5PtaseI). Bases 105 to 2192 code for a protein of 695 amino acids. The transcript is spliced from 8 exons. Gene Ontology annotation, molecular function: inositol-polyphosphate 5-phosphatase activity. The record is from RefSeq and is a predicted model, not a curated record. Gene Ontology annotation, biological process: phosphatidylinositol dephosphorylation. Lineage: Eukaryota; Metazoa; Arthropoda; Insecta; Diptera; Drosophilidae.